AUCUUUUAAUCUCUUCACUUCCACAACACAACACAAAACACAUCACUGAUCCUUCUCUCAUCCUCAGAAAGAAUGGCUCAAACCAUGCUGCUUACUUCAGGCGUCACCGCCGGCCAUUUUUUGAGGAACAAGAGCCCUUUGGCUCAGCCCAAAGUUCACCAUCUCUUCCUCUCUGGAAACUCUCCGGUUGCACUACCAUCUAGGAGACAAUCAUUCGUUCCUCUCGCUCUCUUCAAACCCAAAACCAAAGCUGCUCCUAAAAAGGUUGAGAAGCCGAAGAGCAAGGUUGAGGAUGGCAUCUUUGGAACGUCUGGUGGGAUUGGUUUCACAAAGGCGAAUGAGCUAUUCGUUGGUCGUGUUGCUAUGAUCGGUUUCGCUGCAUCGUUGCUUGGUGAGGCGUUGACGGGAAAAGGGAUAUUAGCUCAGCUGAAUCUGGAGACAGGGAUACCGAUUUACGAAGCAGAGCCAUUGCUUCUCUUCUUCAUCUUGUUCACUCUGUUGGGAGCCAUUGGAGCUCUCGGAGACAGAGGAAAAUUCGUCGACGAUCCUCCCACCGGGCUCGAGAAAGCCGUCAUUCCUCCCGGCAAAAACGUCCGAUCUGCCCUCGGUCUCAAAGAACAAGGUAUCUCUCAACAUUUCUAUUUCUAUCUUUGUUACAAUGACAUUGCUCUGAACAACCAAUGCAAAUAAUAUAACCUGAUAGAGUACUAUAGUAACUAGUAUAACUGAAUUGGCCUAAGUGUAGUGUCCGGAUCGGCUUUAUGUUUAUUUAUCGUUAUCCUAAGAUACAAAUGUGAGACAAAAGAUACUAGCAUGGAACUGUCAAUCUCCAAAAAUAAUCUCUAAAUGUUUAUUUAUUUAUCGUUGGCCUGAUAGAUUAUUUAUCGUUAUCAAUUUCUAUCUUUUUCCCCCAUGUAAGCACAUUGGUUCCUGAAUGGCUUUCUCUAGCAGAGAGUCUCUUCCCGUUAACUUAAAUAAAAUAGUGUUUCUGAAAAGAAAAAAAGAUACAAAUAUGAGAUUACUUAAAGAGUUGCUUGGUCUAAUGUUUUGAAUAAAUUUGAAUAUGUUUGUUGUUUUGUUGUGUGAAGGUCCAUUGUUUGGGUUCACGAAGGCGAACGAGUUAUUCGUAGGAAGAUUGGCACAGUUGGGAAUAGCAUUUUCACUGAUAGGAGAGAUUAUUACCGGGAAAGGAGCAUUAGCUCAACUCAACAUUGAGACCGGUAUACCAAUUCAAGAUAUCGAACCACUUGUCCUCUUAAACGUUGCUUUCUUCUUCUUCGCUGCCAUUAAUCCUGGUAAUGGAAAAUUCAUCACCGAUGAUGGUGAAGAAAGCUAAAUUAUCAUGUACUUAAAUUUAGUAGAGAGUGUGUGACCUUCUCUUCAUGUUGAGACAAAAGGAAAUGGACAGCUUAAAUUGUUGUAAUACUUAUAUCCUUUUGUUUUUAACUUGGAAUUUUCUGAUUAUAUAUAGUUUUAUUACACCUAAGUGACUAGGUGAUUGAUAUCAUCUAGCAUCUCUU
Molecule: messenger RNA, 1520 nt
Organism: Arabidopsis thaliana (thale cress)
Lineage: Eukaryota; Viridiplantae; Streptophyta; Magnoliopsida; Brassicales; Brassicaceae
Gene: NPQ4
Product: Chlorophyll A-B binding family protein
Exons: 3
Coding region: 73-690 (205 amino acids)
Cellular component (GO): chloroplast thylakoid membrane
Source: RefSeq, marked reviewed